UGUGAGAUCAGGUUGGAUGAAGAUGCGAGGAGGCUGAUCUCUGACCUGGGCAGCUCCUCUGUGAAGUCUCUGGGGUUCAGAGAUAACUGGGUGUUUGUUGGCGGGAAAGGAGCGUCGGUGCAGAACAACUUUGAGAAGUACCUGAAGAACGACAACACAAAGAAUAAAUACGAAAACUGGCCCGAGCUCAUCGAUCUACAAGGCUGCAUCCCAAAAUACCUGGAGUGACACGCUGCUUCGUCUCCCACGAACGUCUCAACGUUCUCCUUCGUGGAGCCAAAGGAAAGCGGCUUGAUUUCUUAAAAAAAUACAAAUAAAAACACGGGAAGAAGGCAAUUAGCAACAAAAGAAGAAAUGAC
Molecule: messenger RNA, 359 nt
Organism: Plectropomus leopardus (leopard coralgrouper)
Lineage: Eukaryota; Metazoa; Chordata; Actinopteri; Perciformes; Serranidae
Source: RefSeq, a predicted model, not a curated record